CCCAUAGCCAUUUUUGGAAUUGGGUAAACUUGAAUGGAAACAACUUUUCACAGAAAACGCCCGUUCAGUUUCCCAACCCAGAAUAAUCGAUCUUGUUCUGGCCUUUGGUUAACGGAAUUCUUCUGUUUGUUAAAGAUACAGUCAACUUUUUUAUUAGCACUGCUUUAACACAUUACCAGGAGCAUGAUAGUAUUGAAAUCGAAAAACCCUUCCUAAAUUUCCCGCGAGUUUGCCUUCAUCUCUUCCUCUCCCUCUCCUCAUUCGCAGCCUAGAGAAUUCGCCCCUACUCCCUCCCAUUUCUUCGUCUUCACUCUUCAAUUCUUGAGUGAUUCUCUGUGACUUCUUCAGAGAUUCUUCAAUCUUCCAUGCGAGUCUGCAAAAGGGUUAAAACUUAUAAGAAAUUCUUCUUCAACUCCACUUCAACCCUAGCCUCUAUCUCACUUAUUCCUUCUUGUCUUCAUUAUUUCCUGCGGUAGGAGGAUAUCAGUCCAUUGCGGGUGUGAAGGAAUGCAUAAUGCCUCGAUACAGAGAUGAGCCUUCUGCAAUCCGGGUCUACACGGUUUGCGAUGAAUCCAAGUUUUUGAUUGUGAGAAAUGUUCCUGCCCUGGGGUGUGGUGAUGAUCUUGCAAAAUUGUUUUCUUCUUAUGGGAAACUUGAAGAAUGUAAACCCAUGGAUGCUGAAGACUGUGAACCAUUUACUGAUGUUUACUGGGUCAAGUUUCAAAGGAUAGACAAUGCCAGGUAUGCUAAAAGGAAAUUGGAUGAGUUUGUAUUCCUAGGGAACAGGAUUCAGGUCUCAUAUGCACCUCAAUAUGAGAGCCUCUCUGAUACAAAGGAGAAAUUGGAAGUCAGGAGAAGGGAAGUUCUAACACGACCUAAGUCUCAAAGGUGCAUAAGUCCUGCAAUCCGCAGGCUAGAUGGUGUGAGCACAUCGAUAAUAUCUUCAACUUCCUCACAUAUACACUGCACCUCUAAAACAUUGGGUAUUAAUCAAAGUCAGUUCAUGAAGUCACAAGAGACCAACUAUAACAGAGAUGCUUCUAUGAGUAUUUGUGCAGUAUCUACUGAAAAGGAAUAUUUUCCAUCACAAUCUAUGAACCAAACCGUUCAAUUCGUUAGGGAUAAACUAAGCAAGAUAAAAUCCAGUGCAGAAGAAUCAGAAGCUGGAACAUCCAAGAAAGCUCGAGUAGACAACAGAAGGAGAAUUUGACAGUUAUGGGCAAGUUAAGAGAAUAUUUUCUUGCUUUCCACAAGGUUUCUUUUGCCUACUGAUACCCAGGAUUUGCUUUGCCUGCUAAGUUUACAUUCAAGGUGCUAUUAGUGCUCCAAGUUAUUGGCAAUUUGGAAUUAGUGCUCAAGAUUCCUUUUGCUUUAGUCAUGCCUUUGUGAUUUAUGUGAUGUGCACGUAAGUUACAAAUUGCACAAGGCUUUGUUUUCAAUCCCGAUAUGAUCAGUUCAUUAUUUCACUUGUUGAACGGGAAUUUCACCAUUGUUCAUGUGGUAAUCAAUUUUUUAUAAACUCUAUUUAGAUCCUA
Cuscuta epithymum is the source of this 1535-nucleotide messenger RNA. Lineage: Eukaryota; Viridiplantae; Streptophyta; Magnoliopsida; Solanales; Convolvulaceae. The record is from the annotation of a GenBank genome assembly.